CUUUACCUCACUCGCAAGCCGUGCAGUGUGGACAACGGAGGCGGAAGCAGUCGUGGCAGGAUGAGUGCAGGCUCCGAUCCCGUGGUCAUCGUCUCGGCGGCACGGACCGCCAUAGGCUCCUUCAAUGGUGCCUUGUCUGCUGUGCCUGUCCAGGACCUGGGCUCGGCUGUCAUCAAAGAAGUCCUGACCAGGGCCAAGGUGGCUCCGGAGGAGGUGUCCGAGGUCAUAUUCGGACACGUUUUGGCAGCAGGUUGUGGGCAGAAUCCUGCUCGACAAGCCAGUGUGGGUGCAGGGAUCCCCUACUCUGUUCCAGCGUGGGCCUGCCAAAUGAUCUGUGGGUCAGGCCUCAAAGCUGUGUGCCUUGCAGCCCAGUCCAUACGGACAGGUGACUCCAGCAUUGUGGUGGCAGGAGGCAUGGAAAGUAUGAGCAAGGCUCCUCACCUGGCUCAUCUGAGAACAGGAGUGAAGAUGGGUGAGAUGUCACUAACUGAUAGUAUACUCCACGAUGGCCUUACAGAUGCAUUUCACAACUAUCAUAUGGGUAUCACAGCUGAAAAUGUUGCCAAAAAAUGGCAAGUGAGUAGAGAAGACCAAGACAAGCUUGCAGUUCUGUCCCAGAAUAGGACAGAGAGUGCACAGAAAGCCGGCCAUUUUGACAAAGAGAUCGUACCAGUCUUUGUGUCUUCUAGAAAAGGUCUAACUGAAGUUAAAACAGAUGAGUUUCCUCGCCAUGGGAGUAACCUCGAAGCCAUGUCCAAGCUAAAGCCUUACUUUCUAACAGAUGGGACAGGAACAGUCACCCCAGCCAAUGCUUCAGGCAUAAAUGAUGGUGCUGCGGCUGUGGUUCUUAUGAAGAAGUCAGAAGCGGAUAGUCGUGGGCUUACACCUUUAGCACGAUUAGUUUCCUGGUCACAAGCAGGUGUGGAACCUUCCAUUAUGGGGACAGGUCCAAUUCCAGCCAUAAAGCAAGCUGUCUCAAAAGCUGGCUGGUCUCUGGAGGACGUGGAUGUAUUUGAAAUCAAUGAAGCCUUUGCAGCUGUUUCUGCUGCAGUUGCUAAAGAACUUGGACUAAACCCAGAGAAGGUCAACAUUCAGGGAGGGGCUAUUGCUUUGGGCCAUCCUCUUGGAGCAUCUGGAUGUCGUAUUCUUGUGACUCUGCUAUACACGCUGGAGAGAAUAGGCGGAACCCGUGGUGUUGCAGCUCUGUGUGUUGGGGGUGGGAUAGGAAUAGCAAUGUGUGUUCAGAGAGAAUGAACUGCUCAACAGUCAUUUCUCUUGCACCUCAUUUGUGAAACUAAUGAAGUACUAAAUUACAAUAUGUGAAAUCAGAGGACCAAAGCUAAGGACAGAAACCAUCUUCUACUUCACAAAAAUCCAAGUUGACAGCUUGCUGUACUUUAAUGUGUACCAAGGUGUAAGAUACUGCAUCUAGUAACAUUGUUAUAAAUAAAAAGGGAAAAUCAGAUCAGUCAU
Molecule: messenger RNA, 1473 nt
Organism: Castor canadensis (American beaver)
Lineage: Eukaryota; Metazoa; Chordata; Mammalia; Rodentia; Castoridae
Gene: Acat2
Product: acetyl-CoA acetyltransferase 2
Molecular function (GO): acyltransferase activity, transferring groups other than amino-acyl groups
Source: RefSeq, a predicted model, not a curated record